GUGGGGCCGCUGCUGGUGCCGUAUUACCGACAGGUCCUGCCGAUACUGAACAUGUUCAAGAACAAGCGUCGUUACCUUGGAGAUGAUGUAGAUUUCCGACAGCAGCGUUCACAGGACCUUGCGCUGGAGCUGCUGGAACGAACAGGGGGUGAGGACGCAUUUAUUAACAUCAAGUACAUGGUCCCAACAUACGAAAGCGCGCUGAGCUGA
This is a messenger RNA of Phytophthora sojae, 210 nucleotides long. RefSeq lists its product as hypothetical. The record is from RefSeq and is a predicted model, not a curated record. NCBI's taxonomy places the organism in Eukaryota, Oomycota, Peronosporomycetes, Peronosporales, Peronosporaceae. Gene Ontology annotation, molecular function: Hsp70 protein binding; Hsp90 protein binding. The annotation marks the transcript as partial. The transcript has a single exon.